AUAUUGUAAUUAUGAUUGUUGUGAGUCACUGUGUCGACCGACCUGGGCUCCGUAAUACAAAGAUUUGCAAUCAAUCGCUAUAUACCAAUGACCAAUCAAGAUCAUCAUUGUAUGCGCACUCUGUUUAUAAUACUGACUGGGAGCCAAUGAGCGCGGUUCUUUCAUAUUUGCAAUUCAUCGCAAACCUUCGUGUUACGGAGCCCUGGACUGAGAAACAACAUUGCCGAGCUUUGCUGGGCCUGCAGCUUGGGCCAGCUAGCACGCGCUUAGACCAAAAGCUUCGGUCUCUGUUUUGUUGGUUGUUCAGCUGAACUCCGCUGGCUUCACUCACCAAAUACAGAGACCGAAGUUCUAGUGCGAUCUGUACAGGGGACUCAAUGGCCAUAUGUUGAUGUACUUAAGAUUAAUUGGAUAGAGCGGGGAAGUGAAUUUGCACAACAGCCGAGGUUCAACCUUCACCAUCAAACAGGAAGUAGAUGAAGACAUGACCAACCCUGAUACAGCUCAAGACCAAUGGAAUACACAAGGUUCGACCUUCACCAUCAAACAGGAAGUAGAUGAAGACAUGACCAACCCUGAUACAGCUCAAGACCAAUGGAAUACACAAGGUUCAACCUUCACCAUCAAACAGGAAGUAGAUGAAGACAUGACCAACCCUGAUACAGCUCAAGACCAAUGGAAUACACAAGAUAAAGAUCUUUUGGAUGGAGAGGACAUGAGACAAUCAUCCAUUACAGAAUGCAGUGAAGAUGAGUCCCAUCCGUGUUUACAAUGCAAUAAGACAUUUACAGAUGAGAAUUCUUUAGUUCUACAUCAUAAAACACACUCUAGGGAAGUUGAGUUUUCUAGUCAUGCUUGGACAGAGAUUGGAGACAGAUGCUUCAAGUGCCCCCAUUGUCAUAAGAAUUUUGAAUGUAGGGAUACUCUUAUGACCCAUGUGAGCACACACACUGGAGAAGAAUCUUAUAGUUCUCAUUGUGAAAAGGGAUCUUCUCAAAAGAGUUAUCUUACCCAUCAUAUAAGAACACAUACAGGAAAAAAAACCUUUAUCUGCUCUCAUUGUGAGAAGGGAUUUUCUCAAAAGGGCGAUCUUACCCGUCAUAUAAGAAUACACACAGGAGAAAAACCCUAUAUUUGCUCUCAUUGUGAGAAGGGAUUUGUUAAAAAAAGUGAUCUUACCCAGCAUGUACGAACACACACAGGAGAAAAACCCUAUAUUUGUUCUCAUUGCCAGAAAAGAUUUUCUCACAAGACCACUCUUACAAAUCAUAUUAGAACACAUACAGGAGAAAAACCCUAUAUUUGCCCUCAAUGUGAGAAGAGAUUUUCUCGAAAGGGCGAUCUUACCCAUCAUAUAAGAAUACACUCAGGAGAAAAUCCUUAUCAUUGCUCGUAUUGUGAGAAGAGAUUUUCUGACAAGACCACUCUUACAAAUCAUAUUGGAAUACACACAGGAGAAAAACCCUAUAUUUGCUCUCAUUGUGAGAAGAGAUUUUCUGACAAGACCAAUCUUACAAAUCAUAUUAGAACACAUACUGGAGAAAAACCCCAUAUUUGCUCUCUUUGUGAAAGAGGAUUUUCUCAAAAGGGUGAUCUUACCCGUCAUAUGAGCACACACACUGGAGAAAAAUUUUAUCGUUGCUCUUAUUGUGAGAAGAGAUUUUCUAAAAAGAAUGAUCUUACCUGUCAUAUUAGAACACAUACUGGAUCAAAACCCUAUAUUUGCUCUCAUUGUGAGAAGAGAUUUACUGACAAGUCCACUCUUACCCGUCAUAUAAGAACACACACAGGAGAAAAACCUUAUCAUUGCUCUUAUUGUGACAAGAGAUUUUCAGACAAGGUCAAUCUUACAAAUCAUAUCAGAACACACACUGGAGAAAAACCCUUUAUUUGCUCUCAUUGUGAUCAGAGAUUUUCUAAAAAGAGUCUUCUUUCCCGUCAUAUAAGAACAUACACAGGAGAAAAACCUUAUCGUUGCUCUCAUUGUGACAAGAGAUUUUUUGACAAGGCUGUUCUUACAAAUCAUAUUAGAACACAUACUGGAGAAAAGCCAUAUAUUUGCUCUCAUUGUGAGAAGAAAUUUACUAAAAAGAGUCAUCUUACCAGUCAUAUUAGAACACACACAGGAGAAAAACCUUAUCGUUGCUCUCAUUGUGAAAGAGGAUUUUCUCAAAAGGGCGAUCUUACCCGUCAUAUAAGAACACACAGGAGAAAAACAUAAUCGUUGCUCUCAUUGUGAAAGAGAUUUUCUGACAAGUUCAAUCUUACAAAUCAUAUCAGGGGCCUGUAUCACUAAACAGUACUUAGUGUAACGGGACUUAGUGUCGCUGCGACGCUUCAUACACUAAGACGGGUCUUACUGACGUCCUGUUGGUGUGUCAGUUCCACUCAACAGUUCUUUACUAAGUCCUGUGUGCGACGCGUCUUCAAUAAUAAAAUGUCUCGAUUUUGAGUCUAUGAAGCCUAAUUUCGUGACCUUCGACCUUGUGUGAAGAUAAAAAGUAGUAAUUUCCCACAAGUUUUCGUCUGCGACUAAAAAGUGAAAGGAGGAAUUUUGUCACUUAAACAUAAUUUUGACCUACUGUAGGAGUAUAAUGGGGAAGGUAUGGUAUUAACCUUUUUCUUAAGACAACAUAAGAUCUAGAAGUAAAAUAUUGAAAGUGAAAUGUAUGCAGGGGAAGUUAGUGAUGGAAGUUGUAUUUGAUACCUCGACGAAUCGCUGCCGAUUUAUUAAUUAAUGAUUGACAGUGAACUGUGCUUGUGGCGGUAGCGAGCCCGCUGUAGCUGUCAGUCUGGUCGUGGAUUACAAUCAUGCUAUUUCUCAUGCACGACCAAACUAUUAACUAGACUAAGUUGUAGUAGGUCUAGUAUCAGUACUGGCCCGCGGUACUGGCAGUAGGCCUAGACCGAAAAUUUCUGUCUCUUUUGUUCGUUAGCCGCUGAUUUGGGUAGGGUCGGCUCCUCUCUUUAGACCGACCCUACCCCAUCAGAUUCGGAGUAAGAGGCUAACGAACGAAACUAAAGGCGUAAAGUCUAAAGAGACAUAAUUUUUUGGUCUAGGCCUGGCUACAAGUACAACUUACCAGAAGGCCUAGUACUUGUAGAUACUAAUAGAUCUAGUAGAGAUCUAGAUCUAAAUCUAAUGUUAAUCUUAGUCUUACUGAGUUACUCUUAGACUUUUAGUUGGGGCCUAGACUAUACCCUAGACAAGUAGUAGUAGGCCUAGACUCUCUAGGUUUAGGCCUGCUCCCGACCUACGGUCCUUAGUGAGCAACUUAGUCUUACUCUUAGAUUUAUUUAGAUCUAGGGACAGGGUCUAUAAUCAAUACUAGCAGUAGCAGUACCAGUGGCAGUACUACCAGUAUCAAGUAGAUUUCUAGAUCUAGCAGGGUCAGGGGACAGUCACAUAGAAUUAGAUCUAGAUGAUAGAUCUAGAACUCUAGACUCUAGGCCUAGACUCUAGUAGAUCUAGGCCUACUAGUAGAACUAGAAUAGAAGUAGACCUCUAGCCUAGAACUGAAUUGGACAAGAUUGUUAAUGUAACUGUUACUCUUAGUAGUGUUAGCAAUAAAACUGAAAAUAUUUCUGCAUUAUAGACCUAGAUGUAGACUAGUCUAGACCCUAGACCUAUUUAUAAAUUGAAAUUAAUAUUUUGUAGAUUCUAGGCCUAGAUCUACACAAUUGGUCGUACGUGAGAAAUAGUGUGGAUGUACACUAGAUCUAGAUCUCUAUAUAGUAUAUGGCAGUACUAUCGCUCAUUUCUAUUCACACUGUCUAAUUAAUUACAUGCCUUUGAAUUUGAUAAUAAAUUUAUCACAUGACAUUACACUAAGAACAGUUCCUACGUCUCAACGAAACGUAGGCUACGCUCUGUAUGCAACUUAGUUAAAUGGGUACUAAGUACGGUACGUGUCUUGGUGGUCUUUGUGAAACUCCCGCUAAGAUGCAUCUUAUACUAAGUCCUAUAACCGGACUUAUGGAUGCUUAAGACGCAUCUUAGCACUUAGUGAAACAGGCCCCAGAACACACACUGGAGAAAAACCCGAUGUUUGCUCUCAUUGUGGUCAGAGAUUUUCUAAAGAGUCAUCUUUUCUGUCAUAGAAGGACACACACAGGAGAAUAACCUUAUCGUUGCUCUCAUUGUGACAAGAGAUUUUCUAACAAUGUCGGUCUUACAUAUCAUAUUAGGACACAUACAGGAGAAAAAAAUGUAUUUUUGUUCUCAUUGUGAGAAGGGAUUCUCUGAUGAGAACACUUACAAUUCAUAUUAGAAUACAAUUCAUAUUAGAAUACAUACUGGAUCAAAACUCAAUAUUUGCUCUCUUUGUGAAAGAGGAUUUUCUCAAAAGGGCGAUCUUACCCGUCAUAUAAGAACACACAGAGGAAAAAAACUUAUUGUUGCUCUCAUUGUGAAAGAGGAUUUUCUCAAAAGGGCGAUCUUACUCGUCAUAUAAGAACACACAGCGCCAAGGGUUAAUAAAGUAAGACUUUAUAAGUGAAUAAACUAGACAAUAUUGAGAUUACGUGUGACUGUCUUUUAUGACCAUGGCCAAGAGACCAACACAAGGUGGCGCGCUUACACUUAGCGGUUGCAACAUCGAAUCAUCAUUAUUACUAAUAUAACAUACUGGCGUGACUGCCUCUUACUUUUCUCUCCUCUUUUACAAUAUAAUCUGUAUAACAAAUUCAUGAUGAUUCGUAACUAGCUCACUAUUAAAUAAAAGGGGUUAGACCUCCGUUGGUGUAAUAGCUACAUACCACCACAACACACCACAAUAUCGAAUAUCAUUAUUAUACUAACACAAAUUACUGGCGCAGAGGAGAAAAACCUUAUCGUUGCUCUCUUUGUGAAAGAGGAUUUUCUCAAAAGGGCAAUCUUACCCAUCAUUUAAGAACAUAUUUGGGAGAAAAACCCUAUAUUUGCACUCAUUGUGAGAAGGGAUUUGCUAAAAAGAUUGAUCUUACAUGUACCUGUCAUAUAUGAACACACACAGGAGAAAACCCUAUAUUUGCCCUCAUUCUGAUAAGAGGUUUGCUGAAAAGGGCAAUCCCACCUGUCAUAUUAUAAGAACACAUAAAGGAGAAUAACCCUGUAUUUAAUCAUAUUGUGGAAAGGUAUUUGCAAAAAAGAGUGAUCUUGCAACUCAUAGGAACACAUGCUGCAGAAAAAAACUUUAUCCUUGCUCUCACUGUGAAAAUGGAUUUUGUAAACAGAGCUGUCAUACACGUCAUUUAAGGACACGCACAUAGGAGAAAACCCCUAGAUUUUUUCUCAUUGU
This is a messenger RNA of Lytechinus variegatus (green sea urchin), 5279 nucleotides long. RefSeq names its product gastrula zinc finger protein XlCGF57.1-like. NCBI's taxonomy places the organism in Eukaryota, Metazoa, Echinodermata, Echinoidea, Temnopleuroida, Toxopneustidae. The transcript has 5 exons. The coding region runs from base 485 to 2221 and encodes 578 amino acids. The record is from RefSeq and is a predicted model, not a curated record.